AUGGCACCGCCGGUUGUUGAUCAUAAUAAUUAUGAACCUUUACCUGAUUUAUAUGGAGUCGAUAAUUUUGAAAAUCUGGGCUUAGCUAAGGAUUCGAGUGAACCAUCGUAUCCCGUAAAAAGGCAUGCUAUCUUACCAUGCCACAACCAUCCUGCACUGGAAAAUAACAAACCUUACAAAUCAAACCUAAUAACAAGUGAAUGGAAAAUGAAGUCUACACCUGUCGACAACGCGUAUGGUGAUUUAAUGGUUAAAAAAUCAAAAGUUGCAGGUUUAAAAAAAAUUGAAAUUAAUUCACAGAAAUUGAAUCAUGAACCAUUACAUCGUACACUACCACUUUUACAGAAAGAAAAUCUUAUUGGUGAAAAUCCAAAACACUCACUACUUCAAUUAAAUUUACAAGAUAAGGAGAACCAAAUUAAAUCAUUAAUUUCUACACCACAACAUAUUAAGUUAAACGAAAUAAUAUCAGAUAAAUUAGUCGAUGAAACCCUACAUAACAAACUAACCCAGCCGUCACUGACUCUUCCAGUACCUUACAAAUCUAUUAAGUAUCCCCUAAAUGAUCAGUUAAUACAGCCAACUGAAAUACAUAAUAAUAUUGAUACAGCAGGGUUGAUAACAGAUAGCGACAAACAGAGUAACCCGUUAAAGCUGUCUCCGCUUUUACCACAUAUACCAAAUAACCAGAACGAUUUGAAAAACAAACCAUCUUCGACCUUUCCAUCAGUUCAAUUUAACAAGCCGAAACCUGUAGACAUAUUGCGUGACAGAUCACCUUCUCAGUUAAUACAAACUCCUGCCAUCAAACCGGUACAUCUGCCGAUUAUUGUACAAAAAGAAGUAUCUCUAUCUUCAGUAAGCCAACGACCACAAGCCAAUAUUGAUUCGUCGUCACAAUAUCCUAAAAUAAUCAAAAACGACAUUGCUGAAUCAACGUCUCAACCAAUCCUAAUAUCCUUGUCACAUAAUAAACAAAAGGAAUCAAUUGAUGUGCCACCCUCAAAGUCUAUAAAGACUUCUGACACAGAAAUGGUAAAUAAACCGAUUACGAUUAUAGAAAAAAAAGUUUCAAUAUAUUAUCCACAUCAAAAAUCUCAGGAUUCAAUUGACUUGCCACCGCCUAAACAACUUAUGAAGAUUUCUAAUACAGAAACUGUAAAUAAACCGAUUAAAAUCGAAAAAAAGGAAAUUUCUAUAUCAGCACCAAAUGAACAAAAACAACCAAUUAUUGAUUUGCCACCACAAGCUCCACAACUUAUAAAAACUCCUGAUCAAAAAGUUAAACUAAAAGACAACACUGUUAAGAAGAUUGCUAUUUCGCAAAUAAAACAACAAAAUAUUCAUAAAAGAAAUGAGAAUGGAACUAUUCAAAUACAUCAAAAAGUUAAACAAGAAGUCAGCACUGUUAAGAAGAUUGCUAUUUCGCAAAUAAAACAACAAAAUAUUCAUAAAAGAAAUGAGAAUGGAACUAUUCAAAUAAAUCAAAAAGUUAAACAAGAAGUCAGCACUGAUAAGAAGAUUGCUAUUUCGCAAAUAAAACAACAAAAUAUUCAUAAAAGAAAUGAGAAUGGAACUAUUCAAAUAAAGUAA
Acyrthosiphon pisum (pea aphid) is the source of this 1593-nucleotide messenger RNA. RefSeq lists its product as uncharacterized. NCBI's taxonomy places the organism in Eukaryota, Metazoa, Arthropoda, Insecta, Hemiptera, Aphididae. The transcript is spliced from 5 exons. The coding region runs from base 1 to 1593 and encodes 530 amino acids. The record is from RefSeq and is a predicted model, not a curated record.